Molecule: messenger RNA, 921 nt
Organism: Cuscuta campestris
Lineage: Eukaryota; Viridiplantae; Streptophyta; Magnoliopsida; Solanales; Convolvulaceae
Source: the annotation of a GenBank genome assembly
GCGCCCCGCCGUCGCAAGCCCCCUUCCAUCGCAGCUCCCAGCAUCCUCUCUCCGUCGCAAUCCACAUCCAUCGCCGUCGCAUACCUGCAAUCCAAAUCCCUCGAAAAGAUCUGUUUUGAGACUUCUCGUUGAGGAAAAUCAAAAUUCCACCACAGAUCUGGAAAAAAUUAAAAAUAUUGUCACUGCAAAUCUAGAUCUGUAGGCCUGUUACUCGAAGGGGCUCCCUGUAACUGGUUCAGGUUUUAUGCGAUUCGGCUCAGAUCAUGAUCCUCUAUCCACUGGUGAUUCAUCUCAAGCUUGUGAAGAGGCAGUUCUCGCAGCAGAUAUCCCCAGCCUUGAUAGUGUCGUAGGUGCUUCAAAUCUACGUUCUCUACGUGUUAAUGGGAGCAUUGCGAGUAAACUAGUUUCAAUUUUAAUAGAUAGUGGUAGUACCCACUAUUUCAUACAUCCAAAGAUUGUUGAGAAUCUUAAGUUGAUGGUGGAACAAGUCUCACCAUUCCGGGUGUAUGUUGGAAACAGCAAUGUGACGAAUGAUUAUGCCAACUUAACGAUGGACUUUUCAUCGGAAAACAAGGAUGUUACAUUACAGGGCAAUGUUACCACAUCUCAAGCAGUGUCACUCGAGUAGUUUUAAGCUAUUUAUGCUUCACACUCUCCAUUACAAGACUUUGAUCAUUAAUAUCUUUAUUUUUAUAUUAAUAUACUCCCUCCGUCCCACUGUCUUUGUCCACUUACCUUUUGGCACACCAUCCAAUGCACUUCUUUAAUCCAUUUUAUCUUCUAAUUUGUAUAUUAAAAAAUUAUAAAAAUUAUAUAUUAAUAAUCUAUAUGUUAAGACGAAUCAAACAAGAUCACACAUGACUAUUUUUAGGCUUACACAUUGAGAGAAUUUGAUGAGUCAAAGUGCUUAGAUGAACAAUU